Molecule: messenger RNA, 1699 nt
Organism: Racocetra persica
Lineage: Eukaryota; Fungi; Glomeromycota; Glomeromycetes; Diversisporales; Gigasporaceae
Source: the annotation of a GenBank genome assembly
AUGGCGGAUCAUCAUCCCGAAAAAAAUGGACAUUCUUCACCUCACGAAGAAUAUCCACAAUAUCUUAACGGAACCUCUAACCUGGCAGAAUUCGGUGGAAAUGAAGUGAACUACUCAAGAGCACAGGGGAAUUUUCAGGAGUCACACUCUCACGAUUAUACAAAAGAUCAAGAAACAGUAAUUGAAGAAAGUCCAAAUUGCAGAUAUGCCAAACUAAACACAAUUUUAGGUAAAGGUGCUUAUAAAGUAGUUUAUAAAGCUAUUGAUCGUGAAGAAGGUUAUGAAACAACGAGAGCAGAGUUUAAUGACUUGAGUUUGGAAAUAAAAAUUUUAAAGCAGGUUCGCCAUCCAAACAUAAUCAACUUCCAUGAUUGUUGGUAUAAGGAUGCCGAAUUCAUUUUCGUCACAGAAUUAAUGACUUCUGGAACUUUGCGGCAGUGGGUUUAUUAUAUUCUUGCAUUAUUUCACCUGAAACGAUGGUCACGUCAAAUUCUCAAAGGUCUUAUAUACCUACAUUCACAUAAUCCACCAAUUAUUCAUCGUGAUAUCAAAUGUGACAAUAUCUUUAUCAAUGGCGCGCAUGGGGAAGUGAAAAUUGGUGACAUGGGAACGGCCAAGAUGAAGUUGGGAAAAAAAGUAUACCGUCAUCGGUAUGCAGUAGUAACAAAUCCCAGCUGGGUUUGCUAUCGUGGGACUCCUGAGUUCAUGGCUCCCGAAAUGUACGAAGAAAAAGGAUAUAGCGAAAAGGUCGAUAUCUAUGCGUUUGGCAUGUGCCUUCUUGAAAUGGUUACCGGCGAAUAUCCAUACAUUGAAUGCGAGAAUGCACCUCAAGUAUAUAAAAAAGUCACUUCGGGCAUAAAGCCGUUGAGUCUAACUAGGGUUACAGAACCAGAUAUCCUAGACUUGAUAAGACAUUGUCUAGAUCCCGAAAAUGAAAGGUACACUGCACAGCAAAUAAUGGAACAUCGUUUUCUUGCAGUAGAGCCAGAAGUGGUGUUAUUAACUGCAGAUAACGCAAAAACUCAACUAACCCUGCAAGUUGUUUUCAAAGGAAUGGAUAAAUUAUCCGUUAAGUUUGAAUUUAACGUUGAAAAAGACACAGCAGAACAGGUCGUUAAUGAAAUGAUCGAGGAGAAAGUUCUUAAAGAUCAGUAUCAACAACUUGUAACUCAUGAGAUAAAUCGUAUUUUACGUGAAAUUAAUAAAUCAACAAGUGAGGAUGAAUCAAAGAAAGAAGAGCACAAGACAUCAUGGCCAUCACAACCAAUAACACCGCCUUUUCAUGUGGGAAUGUCUCCACAUUUACAACCCCAGAGAUCCUCUCAUACACCUGUUCCUACGCCGAUGGCCCUCGGUGGGGAUAGCCCAACUAGCACGUUAUCACAGCAACAAAUAAUGACAGAUUCACAAUUACCACCGCGAAAGAAUUCCUUUUCUGGUGGACAGGCAGAAUGGAAUCAAGAAUUUGAUGAUACACAUCCCGUUAAAGAGUAUCCAGAUAAUACACCAAUUGAAGAUUUUGUUCGUGAAGUUGUCCUUGCAACAAACAAAGACCCCGAAAAAGCAAAGGAAUGGACGGAAAAACUAAAAAGACAAGAAAUCGAGACUGUUGGCAAUUUACGAGCACUAAUUGAUGAAGAUUGGCAAGGUAUUGGAUUAACCAUAUUUGCCAUGCGUGCUCUAAAGAAUUCCUUACGUG